Capsella rubella is the source of this 1234-nucleotide messenger RNA. RefSeq names its product adenylate isopentenyltransferase 7, mitochondrial. The transcript has a single exon. NCBI's taxonomy places the organism in Eukaryota, Viridiplantae, Streptophyta, Magnoliopsida, Brassicales, Brassicaceae. Gene Ontology annotation, cellular component: mitochondrion. Gene Ontology annotation, biological process: tRNA modification; cytokinin biosynthetic process. Bases 106 to 1101 code for a protein of 331 amino acids. The record is from RefSeq and is a predicted model, not a curated record. Gene Ontology annotation, molecular function: tRNA dimethylallyltransferase activity.
ACGAAGUUACAAGUUUCUUGACGACUCGUUGAGGUGGUCUACCAAAAGGACUAAACAACAAAACAUAUCUUUUUCUCCACGCACACAAAAAAAAAGUCAAUCAUCAUGAAAUUCUCAAUCUCAGCACUGAGGCAGGUACAACCAAUCUUGAGCUUCAAGAACAAGUUAUCUAUGGUCAACGUCAACUCUUUUCUCAAUCCCAAAGAGAAAGUCGUUUUUGUUAUGGGAGCUACCGGAUCGGGUAAGUCUCGUCUAGCCAUCGACCUAGCAACUCGUUUUCAAUCAGAGGUCAUAAACUCCGACAAGAUUCAACUUUACAAGGGCCUAGACGUGCUCACGAACAAAGUAACCCCUCAAGAAUGCCGAGGCGUGCCUCACCAUUUGCUUGGAGUAUUCGAUUCCGAAUUCGGAAACCUAACGGCCACUCAGUACAGCAACCUUGCGUCACAAGCAAUCACAAAACUCUCAGCGAACCAUAAGCUUCCCAUAGUAGCCGGUGGAUCAAACUCUUACAUAGAAGCACUUGCGAACCAUUCCGCGGGGUUCUUGUUAAACAACUACGAAUGCUGUUUCAUUUGGGUCGACGUUUCCUUACCCGUACUCAACUCCUUCGUCUCAAAACGCGUUGACCGCAUGAUGGAAGCAGGACUACUCGAAGAAGUGAGAGAAGUAUUCAACCCUAAAGCUGACUAUUCCGUAGGGAUACGUAGAGCUAUCGGUGUCCCCGAGCUUCACGAAUACUUACGAUACGAAUCUCUAGUGGACAGUGCAACACAAAGAAUGAUGCUUGACGUAGCGGUUAAGAACAUAAAAAAGAACACAGAGAUCUUAGCUUGUCGUCAGCUAAAAAAGAUUCAACGUCUGAACAAGAAGUGGAAGUUGUCUAUGCACCGAGUAGACGCUACUGAGGUGUUCUUGAAACGUAACGUAGAGGAACAAGACGAGGCUUGGGAGAGUCUUGUAGCUAGACCAAGCGAGAGAAUCGUCGAUAAGUUUUAUAAUAAUAAUAGUAACCAAGUUAAGAAUGAUCAUGAUGUUGAGCAUUGCUUGGCGGCGUCUUACGGCGGAGGAAGUGGAACAAGAGCCCACAAUAUGAUAUGAAAAGUUUUGUUAUUGGUCGAUCAUGUGAAGCUUUUUGGAGUGUGAGAGUUUAAAAGAUUUCGUUUGUGUGGUGGUGAUACCCCGAAGGUUUUUGCAACGUACACACUACACAUGUGUGAGAUAUUAUAAUUAA